Molecule: messenger RNA, 3371 nt
Organism: Spodoptera litura
Lineage: Eukaryota; Metazoa; Arthropoda; Insecta; Lepidoptera; Noctuidae
Product: serine/threonine-protein phosphatase alpha-2 isoform
Cellular component (GO): cytoplasm; nucleus
Molecular function (GO): protein serine/threonine phosphatase activity
Source: RefSeq, a predicted model, not a curated record
GGGAACACUGAUGAUGUGUUUCUCUUGUUUGUGUGUGUGAGUGAUGUCUCCGCCAUUGAAAUUCAUUUUAGCCGAGAAUUGAAAUAGGUUGUACCUUUCACAAAUCGGCAAAUAUCUUCAUAAUCUUCCUUUCUUUGCCUGUUCUAUUUAGCUAUAUUUCGUGCACAAUAAUUAUAUCAAAUGGCAGACAGAGACACAGAUGAGUUAAACAUCGAUAACGUAAUAAAAAAAUUAUUAAAAGUUCGGGGCGAAAAGCCUGGUAUGAAUGUACAGUUAACGGAAAUAGAGAUCAAAGGGCUAUGCUUGAAAUCGCGGGAAAUAUUCUUGUCACAACCAAUAUUACUCGAAUUGGAAGCGCCGCUUAAAAUUUGCGGUGACAUCCACGGGCAGUACUAUGACCUGCUGAGGUUGUUUGAAUAUGGUGGCUUCCCUCCAGAGUCCAACUAUUUGUUCCUCGGAGACUAUGUGGACCGUGGCAAGCAAUCCCUGGAGACGAUAUGUUUACUCCUCGCCUACAAGAUCAAGUACCCAGAGAAUUUCUUCCUUUUACGUGGCAACCACGAGUGCGCUAGCAUUAAUAGGAUUUAUGGAUUCUACGACGAAUGCAAACGGAGGUAUAACAUCAAGUUAUGGAAAACUUUCACAGACUGCUUCAACUGCUUACCGGUCGCUGCGAUAGUUGACGAGAAGAUAUUCUGCUGCCACGGCGGCUUAUCUCCAGACUUGCAGGCGAUGGAACAGAUCCGGCGGAUCAUGAGGCCGACUGACGUGCCCGACCAGGGUCUGCUCUGUGACCUGUUGUGGUCUGACCCUGACAAGGACACCGCCGGAUGGGGAGAAAAUGACCGUGGUGUCAGCUUUACAUUUGGAACUGAGGUGGUAGGCAAGUUCCUGUCGAAGCACGAGUUUGACCUGAUCUGCCGCGCGCAUCAGGUCGUGGAGGACGGUUACGAGUUUUUCGCCAAGAGACAACUCGUCACCCUCUUCUCGGCGCCCAACUACUGCGGCGAGUUUGAUAACGCCGGAGCCCUCAUGUCAGUGGACGAGACACUAAUGUGCUCGUUCCAGAUCCUAAAACCGGCCGACAAGCGCAAGCUUUACUCCGGCCUCAACAUGGGACGACCCAACACGCCGCCGCGCGCGCAGCCCAAGAACAAAAAGAAUUAAUCGCCCCACCCAGCGCCCGCGCCGCUCUGCCGUCGACUCGCAUGGACACCCACGUACCUACUUGUUACCUACCUUUUUAAAAUAUUCGAAGACAGACUUAGGGAAGUUGCGACAAUUUGCUAGUAUUAAGUUCCAUUGCGCGUUUUCUAUCGUUCUCCGUUCAAUGUUAAGUUUUUAAACGCGCAAUGGAUUAUAUAUAAAUUUGAUUAGUGAUUUUCUAAUUACAUUGUUCAAUCGCUGAUUAUGAAUGAAUAUUCGGUUUAUCGAAAAUUCCCUUACCGUCUGUCUUCCGAAUUAAAUUACAGUUUGUUCGCUGAUUUUAUUCGAAAUUAUUUUGUUAACAAUAUUUCAGCUCUCUUGUACAGGUGUUAUAAAAAUAACGAAGCGAGUCCUAAUUGAUUGUUUACUUUGUUUUAAAGUAAGAAGUUUAUGUUAACAUUAGUAACAGCUAGUUUUAUGUAUAAGGACUGCAAGGAAAAUAAUUCCUGUUUGUUAUGUCUCCUGUAAACUUGCUUCGUUCUUUUUACUACAUAAAAUGGUCAACAAGAACUGUUAUAACAAUCGACUUUAUUUGCUCGUUGUCUUGGUUGAUUUUUGAGCGACAAUGUUACAAAAAGAAGUGAAUUAUAAGGUUCUUAAUUGUUUAUCUCGUUGGCCUUCAUUAUGUAAUGUAGUUACUGCACAUUGAAACAUUGACCAAUUGCUGGACGAUUGUGUCCCACAGACGGGUGCGAUAGGGAACACCAUUACAUCAUUUACUUGUAACGACCGAAUAAUCUCGGCCUCAUUUGUAAUAGCCAAUAGGAUUGUAGUACUCACGACCACAAUGCAAUUUUAUAAGUUUUCAAGAGGUUACAGCGUCUUUGUAUGUUUUUAUAAUAAAAUUAGACUGUUCCGUUCUCGGCUUUGGGCUUCCCGUGGGCGAUUUACCUGUGGACGGAUGCACUUGUAUGCCGCGUAAUUAUGUCUGUGCAAAUGCGUGUACGUAUGACUGGCUCCCAGAAUGCUUGUGUCGUAAUCAAUAUUCAAACAAUUAAUGUAAGUUAGCCCACGACUGCGACUACAGUUUCGACGACAACAGCGACUUUUUGUCGCAACCUCUUUUUUAUUUGAGAUUAUUUCAACAUUGAACGUCGGAACUGUAACCGCGGCGUCUCGCAGUAAAAUUUAACGAUGACAGAAUAAUUAAAUGAUGGAAAUAUUGGAAGUAUGAUAAGUAGUAAGCAUAAAUAUUGUAACGAAGCCGUAGUUUGUUGGUAAAUAUAAUGAACAAAUUGCGCCCACUGUUUGUGACAUUUGGUUUACGAUUCGCGAUGCUAGAACUUAGUACGGUCUCUAUAAACAUUUCCUAAACAUAUGACAAAUACGUACAUUCCCACACAAGGACGAAUCUUGUUAUAAGGAAUGAUCUAGAAUUAAAUUGUAAUUACUUGUAAGUUUCAUAUAACUUUUUAAGUAAUAAAUUCUAUGUCAAGUAGCAAGUGUUUAUAUCCCAGUAAAUGUAGAAUUAACUGUCUCGCCAUGCAUUUACAGUGCCCGAUUGACGACACGAAUCGGCUUUAUAUAGUUUAUUUUUAUAACAAGUAAAAUCUCCAGUCAAAUGUAACGAAUAGUAAUUAAAUUGGUUAGAAUUAAUUAGCAUUUAUAUAGGAGCCAAGUGGUCAAUAUGUGGGCGUAUUAGUUUUAAAGGUUACACCGUCCCCUCAGGCCGGUCAAUAGGACUAUAUGUAGCGUUGCUUUGUCGCCCAACUCCUUAUGCGAUCCUAGUUCGCACUAUGCUUCGCGCGAAUGACGUGGUUGCUUACAUAAUGUUUUAAUUAUCAACCUACUAAUUUAACCGUUGGUUAUUAUAUUUAAACAAAGAUAUAUAAUCUCUCACUAGAGAUUAGUAUAGACUUCAAUCAAAAUAUUCCAUGAAAUUUACAUUUCAUUGAUUUUAAAACAUGAAAUUAUAAAAUUGAUGUUCGAUUUUGAAAUCAACGGUUAAUUUCGUCAGUGUUGCCAAACUCCACCGAUAGUUACCAUAAUGGGAAAAUAAAAAGGUCGCAUAAGAGUAACGGGAGUAAAUAAAGAUUUUUCUUUUAUUUAAUUGCUAUUGAAUGUGUUAGACUGAUACCCGCGGCUGACUGCCGAUCAAAUUGAAUCAUUGAUCUAUGUAUGAAAAGAAUUGUAUAUUAAUUUCUUAAAUAAAAUACUUCUGAAAA